Molecule: messenger RNA, 2955 nt
Organism: Botrytis deweyae
Lineage: Eukaryota; Fungi; Ascomycota; Leotiomycetes; Helotiales; Sclerotiniaceae
Exons: 3
Coding region: 1-2955 (984 amino acids)
Biological process (GO): regulation of transcription by RNA polymerase II; DNA-templated transcription
Cellular component (GO): chromatin
Molecular function (GO): DNA-binding transcription factor activity, RNA polymerase II-specific; RNA polymerase II cis-regulatory region sequence-specific DNA binding; zinc ion binding
Source: RefSeq, a predicted model, not a curated record
AUGUCUGGUAAUGUCCACCCUUCGACACGCGGUGUCCACUCGAGUUUUCAGUCAGAUUCCACUUCCGACUCAGCAAAUAUGGACGCCGAAGCUUCAAUCCCUCGGAAAAGCAGCCUGGCCACGCCAGCUUCCUCUUUUGUUUGUAGUCAGUGUCCUAAAUCGUUCAAUAGGCGCGAGAAUUUGAGUCGUCACAUGAAAACCCACGAUGUUCCUCGGACUCACAUUUGUCAAAUAUGUGAAAAGACUUUUACUCGGAGUGACUUACUAAAAAGGCAUGAAGCCGGCCAUGAACGAUGGGACAAAAAAGAACCAAAGUCUGAAGGCCGAAGAGGAUCGGUGAAGCGAAGGAAGACUUCUGAAGAUCCGGAAAGCCACGACAACCUUGAAAAGUUCAAUUGGACGCCUACAAGUCGAUCAGAAUCAGCUCAUUUAUCUCCAAUGCAAAGUGGUCCAUCAUUUCCGACGGAAACGGUAACGGCAAAUUACUCAACUUCUUUUCAAGAGCCUACUGGGAUAAAUAUACCGUUCCUCGAAGCGGCACCGAGAUCAUUUGGGGCAGGCCAACAACUAAAUAUCAACAACAAUGUACCCCAAUCAAUGCCAGUACUUGGUUUCUUACCCCAGGAGACGCAUUCUUUCACGCAGCAAUACCGAGAUCCAUACCAAGACACUACACUAGACCACCAGUUUCCUACGAAUCCUCUUGGUGUAAUGGGAUAUUCUUAUCAGAUACCCUUCAGUCAUACUUCCUAUUUGCAACCGGAGAACAACCCAUUGGGAAAUGCGUGGGUUUCUAACGACUUAUAUGCUACCAUGGUUGAAACCGGAAACGAAUGGGAAAAUACUGGAAAGCUUUUUAAUCAAAAUGUUCCCGUCUCAGAUUCUAUACAGCAACAUUUUAGCAAUAUUAAACUGGACAAUUCAGGUCCAACUUCUACAAUGCCAGCUAGCGAGCCUCAUUUUGAAUACCGUCAACCCAAAAAUGAUAUAUUGGAAUCUGGGCCAACACAAUCUGCAAGUGUUGCAAGCGUUUUUUCACCCCCAAAUCUACCCUGGAGUGAAGAUAAAUGGCCUUCAUCGUGGAAUCCGAGCUUAGAUCCAACUGCAAUUUUGGAAGCUGAUCCAAUUGAUCUACCGUUUGAUCAUCCUCUAUUUCAAGACCACAACCCAAGAUACGAUAUUUCAGAGUCGACAUAUUACAAAAUGCGAGAUUUCUUGAUAUCUCCCGUUCAUGAAGUCCCUCACAGAAAACCACUUUUUACAAUGCCACCGUUAUAUGUGGUCAAUAUAUUCAUUGGCCUUUACUUUAAGCAUUUCUCACAUCAAGUACCUGUACUGCAUCACCCGACCGUGGAUACCAAUCAACUUUCUCCCCCAUUAUUAUCUGCCAUGAUGAUUAUUGGAUCUACUUACAGCCAUGUUAAGAAUGGAAGACGACUAGCCAUCGUUUUAAUUGAAGUUAUCGGUUGGCAUUUGCUCGCCGCCAUUCGUCUAGAUAUGAGCUUAAUUCGAAAUCCUAUGACAAUUUUUACCGAAGCCUUACUCAUCCAUAUGGGAUUAUGGUGUGGGAACAAGCGUGCAUUCAGCGUAUCCGAGUCUUUCAAAGGUCAUGCUGUUUCCCAUAUGCGUCGUUUAUACGAAAGUGAAAAGUCGACUUUGCCAAAUAGAUAUUCUUCUGCGGACCAAACAUUGAAAGAUCCCCAAGUUCAAUGGAAACGAUGGAUCGACGAGGAAUCUCUUAAUAGGCUUUACUGGGUUGUCUAUGCAACUGAUCGCCAAUUCUCCGCGCUUUGGAACCAAUCGUCAGCAAUGACAAUUGGCGAAUUGGUAGAUGUCAGCUGUCCUUGCGAUGAAGUCUUUUGGUGUGCUUCUUCUGCCAGCGAUUGGAAUUUCGCGCUUGGAUCUGCGAAAGUACCACAGUCUUUAUCAUUUGCAGCUGCUAUUGGACCUUUUCUCUUUUCUCCCACUCCAUCCUCGUCUAUACCCUCCUCGGGUCGUUUCUUGACAGGAGAGGAGCCUAUAUUUCAACCCCACCACCUUCCAUUGCCGAAUCUUAAUUCAUAUACCGCAUUUCUUGUUCUCCUCGAAAUUCAACGUCAGAUAUUUGAUGCCUCACAAGAAUCUCUAGUUGCUAGCAAAUUCAUCAACAGCCAAAUCUCAUCAGAAAUCUACGAAAGUCCACCCAGUCAUGAUCCUGCUUCAUCUCUUUCACAGGCCCUCAGAUCCCGCGUUUCUGCGAGGAGACAAGAACUAGCCUACACGCUUAACCGCUUUUCCAAAACUUAUUUACGGCCUCAUUUGACUAUCCCCCAUUCCACAUCGCAUAUUUUCCACCACAUCUGUAUUGUUCAACACCACAUCACAAGUCUUUUUCUCCAUAUUCCUUUUACCGAUCUAUUAAAUGCGAUUGGAAAAUCGAGUCAGACGGGUAUUGUGCGUGCUCUAGAAAGGUUGAGAUUAUGGGCACAAGAAGAUCCAGAAUUGGCUAUUGAUGUAGCCGUCCGAGCCGCUACUGCAAUCAUGGAAUCGAACAGAGAUCUUAAUGCGGAUGUGACAGGUCGAGAAAAAGGAAGCGAGGCAUCCAAGGGAACAAAAAGUGGCAUGGUAGAUACAGGGGUUUACGGAGCCUCAUUAUUAAUGAUGACCCAUGUCAUUCUUUGGGCUUUCGCACAAGUUGCGGAUAAAAAGCAAAAAGAUGGUCUGAUGAAGAGACUGAGAGGAAACAAAAACACAGCAGACGACGCAUUUUUGGAGAUAUUAGGAAGUGAAUUGAUGGAUGAAGAGAAUAGUGAGGAAUUAAGUGGUAAGGGAAAGAAUAUAGACCCGGGAAGACCAAAAGUGAAAGGAGUGUCGAGAUCGCUAUUUAAAAGUGCAGCGGAUACGCUGAUGCGAUUUGGCACUUGGGGAGUUGCGCUCGACAUGGCAAUGUUACUACGCUUCAGAGCGGAAGGUUAG